CUGGAUCGAGAAGAGCGUUUCGCACUUCGACCUACUCCAAAUUGAAUCCCUUAAUUCUGCGCCGCUCCUCUCUGAAUUUCACUUCUUCGCUAGCGUUUUGAUAACUGCCAAAGUUAGUCGGUUCAUCUUCGCCGGUGAAUUUGGGUCUCGUUAUUCAAUGGAGAAAGUUUCUUCUCCGGUGGCAAAGUAAAGAACUUUCGUUUAGGGAAUGAAUUGAGUUUGUGUGUUCUGAGAGGGAUGCGUGUUGCCUUGGUUCAUCGUUCAAAAAAUGGUUCUAUUGGGUGAAGUUGUAAGAGAUUUUGAAUAUGAGCAAUGGAGUUGGAGAAGGUGGAAGAAGUCAGAGCAGAGAAAAGAGAAAGCUUUUUCAAGGCAAUGAUUUUGCCUACGCUAUUGCAAGAAUGGCUGUGGCUCAGAUUUGCGAGAGUGUUGAGGUUAAUGUGUAUCCACAGACACGAGAGGGCGUUAGAUUUAGCUCUUUUCAAGAAUCUGCUCUUGAUAAGCUAACCAGUGUCGCGGUUCAGUAUAUCCAGAGCAUUGGGAAGACUGCUCAGUUUUAUGCUAACGUAGCUGGUAGAGUAGAGGGUAAUUCUCUGGACAUUGUUCAGGCUUUAGAGGAUUUGGGUGCUGGUGUUUCUGAAACUGACCGUUGUCUUGCUGAUUCCAGUGUAGUCAAGGAUGUUAUUCGUUAUACAGGUGAAGCGGAGGAGAUGCCGUUUGUUUAUGCUCUCCCUCGUUUCCCAGUUAAUAAAGAGAAAAGACCUGCUUCUAGUUUCUAUGAGGUUGGAGUAGAACCUCCAGAAGAACACAUCCCGGUUUGGCUUCCUGCAUUUCCGGGGACCAAAUCUUGUAAUCCAUCAGAGGAAGCUAAUGAAGGAGAAGUUGCGAGUAAAGAAAAUGGGCCAUCGUUACAGAGUAUACAACAUCCUUUCAAUGGUGGUGGUGGUAGCUCAGAAGUACUCAAGUCUCCAAAUGAUGUUAGAAAAUUAACAGAAGAAGUGGAAGGUAAUCCCUUUCUUACCGCACCUCUUCGAUUCGUGGAGAAGGGUGUGUUUUCUGUGUUCCACCCCCUGGAGCUUAGCAUCAACUACGUCCCUGAUAAGCAUAUUGGCAACAACCAUAGCAUCCCACUUCUUGAGGCAUCUACUCCAUCAGAUGAUACCAACAAGAAGAACGGGUUAGCUAAAUCCGAGGACGGAGAGAAAGAAGAUGGUGCAAGACCACAACAAACUUUGUUACGUUUCAAGAUUGGAACUCUGAAGAGACCUUCGUGUUUGGCAAUAAAGAGGAGCGUCCAGGAACAGGGGUGGUUUCAUGAAGGUGGAGGAGACAAGAGGGAGAAGAAGUCAGUCAUCGAAGAAAAUCGUCAAAGGAUUAACUUGGAAACUGUCGACUCAGAUGUAAAAUAGGUAAUAUGUCAUUUUAGAAUUUGUAGACAGAAUAGCUUUGCAUGUUGAGUUUAGUGAUCGUUGGGAAUUUAAUACGUUACUUUGUAGGGUGAGAAUUUGUUACUAAUUCAUAAUGAUGGAGAAAGAGAGGAUUUACUAGUUAAAAAUUGUUCUGAUUGACCAAUAAAUAUGCUCUUGGC
Eruca vesicaria subsp. sativa (arugula) is the source of this 1585-nucleotide messenger RNA. NCBI's taxonomy places the organism in Eukaryota, Viridiplantae, Streptophyta, Magnoliopsida, Brassicales, Brassicaceae. The record is from the annotation of a GenBank genome assembly.